UCCGGACUAAUGAAAGAACUCAAGCCUCUCUGUCCUGCGAGCCACGACACCCCGUCUCCAAAGAAGGCACGCCUGACGGACGCAGCACUCGACGGCGUCGAGGCGCUCACGAGAGAUGCUCUUGCACCUGAUGAGCUCGGCAGCGGCGGCGGCGGCGGCACGUCACACGCACGCGCCAGCACCCACACCCGCGCCGCUUGGGGCUGGACGGAUCGGCAAGCAGCUUCGCCACUGCCGCUUGCGUCGCAUCCCUCGACGUCCUCGCCUCCUCUCGUGGCCAAGUCGGAGAGCGGCGGCGGCUCAGCGCCGAGCCCCGCUAGCCCGAAGCCGACGCCUCGUUCGCGCGAGCCGCCUGCGACCCCCCCGGGCCCUCGCGCCAAUCCUCUUGCGACUACGGGAGGAGGAGGCGGGGCCGGCGCGGUGCUGGACGCACGCCGCGAGGGGGAAGCUCCCUUUCGAGCCUGACCCCGCUGCAUUUUUGGUCGGGGCGUCCGACCCCUACCCCGAUCCCGAGGUGUCGCUCUCGCUCGACAUGCCGGACGACUCGUCCGUCGAGUCUGCGUUUCGUGCCCUCGGAGUCGGCACUUGGAGCAACUUUGAUGGCAUGCUCCGCUAAGGCACGUUCCUCGCCCGCCUAGCGCUAGCCGCCGCCGCCCCCUUCCGCCCGGGCUGCGACUGCGGCGCCCGCAUCCACAUGGACCAUGUUCCAUCCCCCGCGACCCAUGGCCAGUAGCAGUCGCCGCCGCUCCAUGCUCAUCCCGCGCGGACCUGUAGCAUGCUGAUAUCUCCGCAUCAUGCUCCGCACGAUUUUCCCCUCGGAUGCGGGAUGGUCCCUCUUGCAGCCUGUACUGCCGCGAGAGCCCCACGUGAGAGGCCAGCACUGCCUGUUUGCGUGUUUCCGUUUUCUUUUCCCGUGCUCCUUGUGCCCCGGUGUGCGGUGCGUGCAGUGCCGCUGUCUUGACCGCUCUCUGAUAUGUGUGUGUGGGUGCACUGUGUCCCCCCCCACACACUCUCUGAGUCUGUGUACGCGCGCGUGCACGCCGCGCCGCCGCCAGUGUUAUCUUGCAUGAGCCUCGUUGCGCCCCAGUGUGGCGCCUAUUCUCCCGUGCUGUUUGUUCCUAAUCAAUUCCCCCC
Messenger RNA from Emiliania huxleyi CCMP1516, 1134 nucleotides. RefSeq lists its product as hypothetical. The record is from RefSeq and is a predicted model, not a curated record. The annotation marks the transcript as partial. Lineage: Eukaryota; Haptophyta; Isochrysidales; Noelaerhabdaceae. The transcript has a single exon.